AUUUACUGUCUUUAUUUUAGAUAUGAUGGAAGUGAAAGAGGAGAGUCAAGCUGAAGUGGAUGAGAAACAUCAGAUUGUAAAAAUAAACCAUAAUGUUUCACAGAAAGAGACUCUGAAGACAGAAGACAUAAAGUGUGAAAAUAGUUUCAGUGAAGAUGAACGCCCUGAAGAUCACAAGAGGACUCACAGUGAGGAGAAACCUUUAACAUGUCAACAGUGUGGAAAGAGUUUCAGAACAAAAGUUUACCUUAAAACACACAUGAGGAUUCACACUGGAGAGAAACCUUUCACAUGUCAUCAAUGUGAAAAGAGUUUCACCUUUCAAUCGAACCUUAACCGGCACAUAAAAACUCACAGUGGGGAAAAGCCACACGUGUGCCACCAUUGUGGCAAGAGUUUCGGAGAUAAAAGUAAACUUGAGACUCAUGUGAGAAGUCACAUUAAAGAAAAACCACACGCGUGCCAUGAGUGUGAAAUGAGUUUUAUAUCUGCAAGUUACCUUAAGAUACACAUGAGGUCUCACACUGGAGAGAAACCUUAUGUAUGUCAACAGUGUGGAAAGAGUUUCAACGUUAAAUCGAACCUUAACCGGCACAUGAAAGCUCACAGUGAGGAAAGGCCACACGUGUGCCACCAUUGUGAUAAGAGUUUCCCAGAUACAAGUGAACUUAAGAUACACAUGAGGACUCACACCGGAGAGAAACCUUUCACAUGUCAACAGUGUGGAAAGAGUUUCAGAGAUAAAAGUAAACUUGAGACUCACGUGAGAAGUCACAUUAAAGAAAAAACACACGCGUGCCAUGAGUGUGAAAGGAGUUUUAUAUCUGCAAGUAACCUUAAGAUACACAUGAGGUCUCACACUGGAGAGAAACCUUAUGUAUGUCAACAGUGUGGAAAGAGUUUCAACGUUAAAUCGAACCUUAUCCGGCACAUGAAAGCUCACAGUGGGGAAAGGCCACACGUGUGCCACCACUGUGAUAAGAGUUUCCCAGAUACAAGUUACCUUAAGAUACACAUGAGGUCUCACACUGGAGAGAAACCUUAUGUAUGUCAACAGUGUGGAAAGAGUUUCAACGUUAAAUCAAACCUUAACCAGCACAUGAAAGCUCACAGGGGGGAAAAGCCUUUCAGAUGUCAACAUUGUGGAAAGAGUUUCAGAACAAAAUGGCACCUUAACGAACAUGUGAGGAUUCACACUGGAGAGAAACCACAUCUGUGCCAUCAGUGUGGAAAGAGUUUUACAACUGCAAGUGAACUUAAGAAACAUUCAAGAGUUCACACUGGAGAGAAAACUUACAAGUGUCAACAGUGUGGAAAGAGUUUCACAUUUCAAACAGGCCUUACCCAGCACAUAAAAAAUCACAGUGGAGAAAAACCAAACACGUGCCAUCACUGUGACAAGAGUUUUCUAUCUACAGGUGAACUUAAGAUACACAUCAGACUUCACACUGGAGAGAAACCUUACACUUGUCAUCUGUGUGGAAAGAGUUUCAGAACAAAACCUCACCUUAACGUACACAUGAGGAUUCACACCGGACAGAAACCACACGUGUGCCAUCACUGUGAAAAGAGUUUUACAAGGAAAGGUAAUCUUAAGACACACAUGACACUUCACACUGGAGAAGAACUGUUCACAUGUCAUCUGUGUGUAAAGAGUUUUAGAAAGAAACGUGACCUUAAUAGACAUGUGAGAAUUCACACUGGAGAGAAACCAUUCAUUUGUCAUCACUGUGGAAAGGGUUUUACGAUGAAAUGUGACCUUAAUGCACACGUGAUAAUUCACACUGAAGAGAAACCAUACUUGUGUCAACACUGUGGAAAGAGUUUCAGGACAAAACCAAGCCUUAAUGUACAUUUGAGAACUCACACUAAAGAGAAACCGUUUACAUGCCAUGAGUGUAAAAAGAGUUUCAAAACAAAAGCUACACUUAAAAUACAUGCAAGAUUUCACACUCAAUAGAAACCAUUCAUGUGUCAACAGUGUGGAUAUGGCAACAGAGUUUAUAAAGAUCUUAUUAAUAAAACUGUCUGGAGGAUCCUUACUAAAAGUCUACAUGCGCACAAAAGCCAAAAAUGUCUGUACUUGUGUUCUUGUGAAACGUCAUCAGUCGCAGCCCAAGUACUGUUGCAAUUCCAAGUUCACAUGAAGUCAAGUUCACAUAACAUCUCAGGAUGUGUUCUUGAUCCACUCAUUUUAUCGAGGAUGAAUCAGGUGACUUGUGUGGACUUAUGAAAGACAAGUUUCUCAGAAUGCAUUUCACGUCAACGACAAUAAAGCUUAAAACCUGCACAAUAUUUGAAAUAUUACUCUUUCUGUGUCAUAAAAUGUAGCUUUUUAGUUGAAAAUAUUGAUGAGUAAACUAGUGUUGUAGUCAAGACCACCUAAACCGAGACCAAGUCAAGACCAAGACAGGCCGAGACCAAGUCAAGACCAAGACCCCAGUGCAAGUCACUGCAUUAAAACACUUAUGAUAAAAUGUGGAAUAUGCAUAUGAUUAGGCAUUUCUUGUCUUUGUGCGUGCGUGUGUGUGUGUGUGUGUGUGUGUGUGUGUGUGUGUAUGCCAUCAGAGAAGUUGAGAAAAUAAUCGAUUCCAAGACGAGACCAAGACCUUUAAGACCGAGACCGGUCUCGAGAACUACAACACUAGAAUAAACUUUAAUUCUGUGGUUAGUUAGUAAAGAUAGAGCAUAUAUUAUAAUUUUCUCUGAUGAUUUGGAUAUGUGAGUUUCGGGUGAUCAGUGGGCCGUCAGCGCUGCGUUCACCACUGACGGCAGUAUCCUCUCGACAAAUCCUUCUGAAAUUUGCCGCUGUCUCAGUGUAGCUGCUCUGCCCUUCAGUGUCUGAUCGUUAAACAUGAAAUAUUCCCUUUGGAUAUACACUAUAUUGUCCAAAGUUUUGGGACACCCCUCCAAAUCAUUGAAUUCAGUUCCAGUCACAUCUAGUGAAAGGAACUCUUAAUGCUUCAUCAUACCAAGACAUUUUGGACAAUUUCAUGCUCCAACUUUGUGGGAAAAGUUUAGGGAUGGCUCCUUCCUGUUCCAACAUGACUGUGCACCAGUGCAGAAAGCAAAGAGCAAGUGUGCAGAAACUUGACUGGCCUGCACAGAGGGGCUGUUUACACUUGGUAUUAAGAUGUGUUUUCAUCGAUCGGAUCACAAGUGGACUAGAGAGACACACAUUACGUUUACACCUGGUAUUUAAAUCCGUCUCUUUUGUUCACUUUCGACCACUUCUGUCCUGAAUACUGUGAGGGGACGGUCCGUGAGACGGUGGGCGAGUCUCCCUGCUGUUAUUCAAACGCGAGCGGGAGUAAUUAUGAGUUUAUAUGGACGCAAACUAAUAUUAUGUCGGAGUCCACUGCUUGUUUAGCAAGUAAACAUGCUGCACAGAGUUUUGUACGUGUAUAUGUUAGAGCUUUCUCUGAAUUUUCUGCGCAAUUGAUGAAAUAGGAUCGCACAACUUUCACGCUUUCAAAACGAAACUACGGAGAACACCCGCAGUAGUUUUAUCAAUGAAAGGCUAAAAAUAGAGCUGUUCACCGUAUGUUCACGCCAGAAGUCAAAAAAAGACGUAAAAUUUGUGUUUAAUACCUCAGAUUAGAUAAAUGGGCGGAGAGAAGGCGGUCGCGUGUGGCUGUUCGAACACAUUCAACCACAUUGCGUUCCGCAGCUCCAAAGCGAUCCGAUCGAAAGUGGUUUUCGACUACCUCUGGAUUUGGUUGUAAGUGGUCGAAAGUGGACACGUUUAAAACGUUUUGAACACCGUUUACACCUGGCAUUAACGUUGUCCACUUGUGAUCCGAUCGACGAAAACGCAUGUUAAUGCCAAGUGUAAACAGCCUCAGAGUCCUGACCUCAACCCAAUCAAACAUCUUUUGGAUGAAUUAGAGCAGAGACUACGAGCGAGGCCUUCUCGUUCAACAUCAGUGUCUUACAAAUGUGCUUUUAGAAGAAUAGUCAAAAAUUCCCAUAAACACACUCCUAAACCUUAUAGAAAGUCUUCCAAGAAUAGUUGAAGCUGUUAUAGCAGCAAAGGGUGGACAAAACUCCAUAUUAAACCAUAUGGAUUAAGAAUAUAAAGGCAGGUGUCCCAAAACUUUUGUCAAUAUAGUGCAUCUAACUGGGAUUUGGUCUCAUCAAUUUAUUUCUCUUUAUUAUUCAUUUGAAGUCUGUUAUUUGUUAUUAUCGUUUUAACUGAUGUUAAAGUUAAGUUUCAUAACUUAAAUCAAAUAUAUUUUCUAUAGAAUCUUAACACUGAAUCACUGCCUUUGUACUGUAACUACUAGAUUUUUUUGUGUUUACUUCAUGUUGUACAAAAGUUUUGUACAUUUAAUGAAUGGUUUAUCAUAUUUUAUUUUGUAAUAAAUGCAUUGAAGCUAAUCAGUGA
Misgurnus anguillicaudatus (oriental weatherfish) is the source of this 4387-nucleotide messenger RNA. The record is from RefSeq and is a predicted model, not a curated record. NCBI's taxonomy places the organism in Eukaryota, Metazoa, Chordata, Actinopteri, Cypriniformes, Cobitidae.